Adineta steineri is the source of this 1782-nucleotide messenger RNA. The record is from the annotation of a GenBank genome assembly. Lineage: Eukaryota; Metazoa; Rotifera; Eurotatoria; Adinetida; Adinetidae.
AUGCUUAAACCUAAAAUUUCUACUUAUUUGUCGAGAAUAAAUACUUAUUCUAGGCAUCAUACAUCAUCAUCAUUAUCAACACCAAUUGAUGAAACAAUAGGAAAUUGUUAUGAAACAAAUCUUGAUGAUAUUAUUCAUUUCAAAGGGAAAUUAUCAUUAAAAAAAAUAAAACAUUUACAAUCAAGUGGACAUAUAAGAAAAAAGAAAUCGAGUCGAAAACGAACAAAAUCAUGUUGUUCAUCGACAUUAUGUGCUAAAAAAACUAAAUUAACAUUGACAAAACAAAUUCUUACACCUAUUGUCACAGUUAAAGAUAAAACGAUGACAUUAUCUUCACCGAAUAGUACGAAAUCAAUACCUAGACCAAAACAAUUAUCAAUUAUCCGUCAACCUUCUUAUAAAUCUUUAUCAUUCGAUCCUGUAUCAUCAAUUUCAACACCUAAAUCAUUAUUUAUAUAUUCUUAUACAUCGUUAUCAAAUUAUCCUAUAAAAUCAAAUCAUGAAGAAGAAUGUCGUUAUUGUUCUACUAAAAGUUUAUUAUCAAUUAAUUUUGAUAAAAUAUCUCAACAUUCGCUUAAACUUUUUCACGCUAUCGAUAUGUAUUUAUCAUCGAAUUCUUCUUUAAAUGAUCAUCAAUCUGAUUUAUUAUCGAUAUCAUCUGAACAACAUGCAAUAUUAAACGAAACAAAACAAUUAAAUUUAUGUGAAAUUAACGAAAUUAUCUAUGCUAUACAUUCGACAAGUGAUAAUAAUGAUGAACGAGAUAAAACACUUGAUGCAUUGACAUCAUCUUUAUUAGAAAUUGCCGAAGAAAUACCUAUGAUUAUACCCGAUGAAGAAACUACUAUUGAGAAUCGACUUGAACCACCAGUACCUCCGGGAAUUGGUCAGAUUUUAGUUCGAGCCGUUAUUCAAAGUUUAUUUGGUGCACGAUUAGAUGAUGCACAAAAAUGGCUUAGUAUACAAAGUGACAGUAUUCAUUUAUUAAUCUGUCAUGGAUUUAAAUCGAAAGAAACAAAUAAUAUAACAAGUCCAACUAAAUCCUUGAAACAAAUUGAUAAUAAUCGAUCGAUAAUAACACACCAAUCUAGUUCACCAAUACCACCAAUUAGACAUAAUGGCGUAUCAUCACCUCAUAAUGCUCCACAUUCACCAAAAAUAAUUAGUCCAGUUUAUGCAAAUACAAUUAAUCAACAAAUAUCUCCUCAACCACCACCUGUUCCUGCUAAACCAAAAUAUCGUUCACCUGUUACACAAUUUGUACCAAUUAAUGGUGAUAAUAAUAAUAAUAUUAAUAAUAAUAACAAUAAUAAUAAUAAUCAUUCGACAAGAAGACAAUCACAAAAUGGUUUUGAAAUUGAUGAAUCGGAUUUAUCAGUAACUGAAUCAGAAAAAUCAUUUAAAGAUAAGAAGAAAUUUUUCGAAAGUGGAUUGCAAAGUUCUGGACCAAAACCUAAACCUCGACAAUUUAAAUAUAUUAAUGAGCAUGAAUUAUUACAUAUGAAAGAAGAAGAUGAACAAAAAAUUAAAAUAAUGAGUCCAACUGAAUUACUUCAAUCUAGAACACUAUAUGAUGGAGAUACUGAAUUAAUACAAACAACAUUAUCUCAAUAUCAAACACCAGCUUAUCUUGCUAAACCGGAAGAUGAUCAAACAGAAGAUGAUAUUAUUCAACAACGAAAUAUAACAUCGACUGCAAGAAUGAAUUCGCUCGAACGUGAUACUGCAUCUGCUCAUACUAUGCUUUCGAAAUUUGCUAUUGCGGAUUCCGGUAUGGCUUAA